This is a messenger RNA of Chrysochloris asiatica (Cape golden mole), 1889 nucleotides long. RefSeq names its product prolactin receptor (gene PRLR). The transcript has 8 exons. Gene Ontology annotation, cellular component: external side of plasma membrane; signaling receptor complex. The coding region runs from base 12 to 1889 and encodes 625 amino acids. Gene Ontology annotation, molecular function: cytokine receptor activity; cytokine binding. The record is from RefSeq and is a predicted model, not a curated record. Gene Ontology annotation, biological process: cytokine-mediated signaling pathway. Lineage: Eukaryota; Metazoa; Chordata; Mammalia; Afrosoricida; Chrysochloridae.
AGGGCGCCAACAUGAAGGAAAAUGUGGCAUCCACAGGUGUUUUCAUUCUGCUACUUUUUCUCAACACCGAUCUCCUAAAUGGACAGUCACCUCCAGGAAAACCUGAGAUUUUGAAAUGUCGUUCUCCUGAAAAAGAAACUUUCACUUGCUGGUGGAAGCCUGGGACUGAUGGAGGACUUCCUACCAAUUACACUUUGACUUACCACAAGGAAGGAGAGACACUCACCCAUGAAUGUCCAGACUACAAAACCGGCGGCCCCAACUCCUGUUACUUUAACAAGAAGCACACCUCCAUGUGGACAUUAUAUGUCAUCACAAUAAACGCCACUAACCGGAUGGGAAGCAGCGCCUCGGAUCCACGCUACGUGGAUGUGGCUUACAUAGUUGAGCCUGACCCUCCUGUGAACCUGACUUUAGAAGUAAAGCAGCCAGAAGACAGAAAGUCAUAUCUAUGGAUAAAAUGGCUUCCACCUACACUGGUUGACGUAAGGUCUGGUUGGCUAACCCUCCUCUAUGAAAUUCGAUUAAAACCUGAAAAAGCAGUCGAGUGGGAGACCCAUUUUGCUGGGCAGCAGACCCAGUUUAAGAUCCUCAGCUUAUAUCCAGGACAGAAAUACCUUGUCCAGGUUCGUUGCAAGCCAGACCAUGGAUUCUGGAGUGAGUGGAGCCCAGAAAGUUCCACUGAGAUACCCAGUGAUUUCACCAUGAAAGAUAUAACCGUGUGGAUCUUUGUGGCUGUUCUUUCUGCUGUUGUUUGUUUGAUUAUAGUCUGGGCAGUGACUCUGAAAGGAUACAGUAUGAUGACCUGCAUCCUCCCACCAGUUCCUGGGCCAAAAAUAAAAGGAUUUGAUACUCAUCUGCUGGAGAAGGGCAAGUCUGAAGAACUCCUGAGUGCCCUAGGAUGCCAAGACUUUCCUCCCACUUCAGAUUGUGAGGACUUACUGGUGGAGUUUCUAGAAGUAGACGACAGUGAGGACCAGCAGCUAAUGCCAGCCCACUCAAAAGAACACCCAAGUCAAGGCCUGAAACCCACUCACCUGGAUCCUGACAAUGACUCUGGCCGAGGCAGUUGUGACAGUCCUUCACUUCUGUCUGAGAAGUGUGAGGAAGCCCGAGCAAAUCCUCCUACCUUCCAUGCUCCUGAAGUCAGUGAGAAACUAGAGAAGUCAGAAGCCAAUGUGACCUGCACCUGGGAUCCCCAGGAUGUACACUUGGAAGGUAAAAUACCCUAUUUUCAUGCUGGUGGAUCUAAAUCUUCAACAUGGCCUUUAGCCCAGCCAUCCAACCACCACAAUCUACAAUCUUCUUACCAUAACAUUGCAGAUGUGUGUAAGCUGGCUAUGGACCCGGUGUGUGCAGCCACCACUUUGUUGGACAAAGCAGAAGAGGAUACUCUAAAAGCCACUAAAAUCAUGGAGACUGGAGGAGAGGAAAGGGCAGACAAGCCAAGGGAGGUGGAAAGCUUCCAUUCCAAGACUGACCAAGACACAGCAUGGCUGUUGUCCCAGCAGAAAACCCCUUUUCUCUCUGCUAAACCCUUGGAUUAUGUGGAGAUUCAUAAGGUCAACAAAGAUGGAGCGCUAGCAUUGCUCCCCAAACAAAAAGAGAACAACUACAAAUCAGAGAAGGCUGGUAUUCCAGAAACCAGUAAGGAGUAUGCCAAGGUGUCCAGGGUGAUGGAUAACAACAUCCUGGUCUUAGUGCAAGACCCUCGGGCUCAAAAUGGAGCUUUGUUGGAAGAAGCAGCCAAGGAGACUCCGCCAUCACCUCAACAGUUUCAAGCUGAGAAAAACCUGCCCUGCUUCACGGGGACUCCAAACAACUGCAGACUCCAGAUGGGGGGCUUGGAUUACCUGGAUCCCACGUGUUUUAUGCACUCCUUUAACUGA